Psylliodes chrysocephalus is the source of this 717-nucleotide messenger RNA. Lineage: Eukaryota; Metazoa; Arthropoda; Insecta; Coleoptera; Chrysomelidae. The record is from the annotation of a GenBank genome assembly.
AUGGUGGAAAGAAUUCUCGAACUAGAGAAAGUAAUAAGAACAGUUUUAGCACUGUUGGAUAAAAAAAAAUUGCCAAUUAUAUUUGUAGAAGAAUGGCAACUUUUAAAAGACGUCAAAAAGAUUUUGGAACCUUUGGAAUGCAUAACUAAAAUGGUAAGUGGUGAAAGUUAUAUGGUUUUAUCUUCUAUCAUUGUUUUAACAAAUGGAUUAGAAAAUAUGAUUUCUAAAUUAAAAAAGGAAGAAUUAUUUGAACAAGCUCUUACUAUGGUGAAUAGAAUGUUACAUAGCCUUAAAUCACGCCUCGGAGAUCUAGAAAGUAGUAGAACCUUAACAAUAUCUACCUUUUUAGAUCCUAGAUUUAAAAAUAUAGCAUUUUCAAGUGAUUGUAUAUUAGAACGAACAAAAAAAGAGGUAAUAAAUUUAGUUGCAUAUAAAAUUCAAAAAGAAGAAGCCAGUACCCGAAAUAAUCGAGAAAAGACUGAAAAUUAUUUCCCUUGUACGAGUACUAAUGAAUCUACGAGUACUAAAAGUUGUUUGUCAAUAAGGACUAAUUUAGACCAAAAAGCAGCAACAGCUCAGCCAACUAGUACUUCAUCUUCACGAGCAAUUGUAGAAGUUCAGAGAUAUUUAGAAGAAGAACUAUUAAAUAGAGAAUCUGAUCCAUUAGUGGAAAGAGCAUUCAUACAAUUACCCCUUUUUAUCGAAGGUCGUUAUUGA